AUGGCUGGCUACCCUGAAAAUUACCCCGAAUUAUCAGACAACUUCUCCUUGGAGGGUGAAGAGGCCGACUUAUCUCCGGCACAGAAACUGACACCAGCCACCCAGAAAGCCGAUAACUCACCCGUGACCACCGCAGUCCUGAAAUCGCUCCUCGCGGACUUACAGAGGACGUUCCAGACACAUGUUGCCACGCUCCGGGCCGACAUACACAGCCUGACGGGCCGAAUGGGAGCCCUAGAAUCUGCAUCCAGUGCCUGCUCGGACCAAAUCACUAUACUACAGCAAGAGGUCCAAGAACUUCAGCGACAGAACGUGGCGCAGGAACGCUGCUUUGCGGCCUUGGAGAAUGCAUGCCGGGCUAACAAUUUGAAGAUCCGGGGCAUCCCAGAGAAUAUACCAGCGGCAGAGAUGCCACAUGUCCUGAGAUGCCUCUUGGUGGCCCUGUUGAACCCAAAACAUGCCAGGAAUGUCCAACAGGACGGCUUCUUUCGAGCCCUGAAGCUGGCUAAUGCACCCGGUGCUCGGCGCCCCGGGACCUCAUAUUAA
Pelobates cultripes (western spadefoot toad) is the source of this 546-nucleotide messenger RNA. Lineage: Eukaryota; Metazoa; Chordata; Amphibia; Anura; Pelobatidae. The record is from the annotation of a GenBank genome assembly.